Messenger RNA from Aspergillus aculeatinus CBS 121060, 495 nucleotides. RefSeq lists its product as uncharacterized. The record is from RefSeq and is a predicted model, not a curated record. The transcript is spliced from 4 exons. Bases 1 to 495 code for a protein of 164 amino acids. NCBI's taxonomy places the organism in Eukaryota, Fungi, Ascomycota, Eurotiomycetes, Eurotiales, Aspergillaceae.
AUGAUUCCUCUUCCCAACAAGACCACUCCCCCUACCACGAAGUCGGAGCAGGUGACCAUCCCUCUGCUCUACUACGUCCAGCGCAUUCAGCGCCUGAUGUACGAGAUCCCCUCCGACGAGGAUGCCCUCAAACUUCUGGAGGACAACUUCAGUCCCGAGACGACCUUUGAAUGGAACUACGAGAAACUCCACUUCGACGACUUCAAGAACUUCGUCCAGAACUGGCGCACCCGCUACACCUUCCUCGAGUUCAAGUUCUUCGACCCCGUCGCCACCCCGGACCCCAGCGACCCGGAGGGCCGCGGCGGAACUCUCGGGUUCGGCAUGCGGGGCCGCGUGAUCGGGAAGGAUGAUGGCAAGAUCUAUGAGGGGAAGGUUCAUGGGAUCUUCAAGGUGGAGUGGGUGCAGGGGCAGGAUGGGGGCGAGGAUCGCCGUGUGAUUACUCGCAGUACUCAGGUGUUGCAGGGGCCGUAUGUUAUUGAGGAGGAGAGAUGA